Molecule: messenger RNA, 3157 nt
Organism: Rubroshorea leprosula
Lineage: Eukaryota; Viridiplantae; Streptophyta; Magnoliopsida; Malvales; Dipterocarpaceae
Source: the annotation of a GenBank genome assembly
GCGCCAAUUCCUUGACUCAUUCUCCCUCCUCUCGUUUUCCGAUCCGUAAUUCUCCUUUCCCGAAUCAACGCCAGGAUAAACAAUCACCUGAUUUCCAUUUCCUCCUCAAUUCAAUCUCCGAUCGCACCACACUCACUACCUCCUCUCCGUCGGAAUACCGUUUCUUUCCUCGCCGUUUCUGAGAGCGAGAGAUGUCGUGGUUGAGGUCAGCCCUUGACAGAGCGGUGGAAGCCGGAGGUAAAAACAACCUGACUCGAACCGUGCGGAGCUACGCCGAAUCGGCUGUCCAACAAGCCGGAUUUGCGGUUGCCGAAGGCGCCAGGCUUCUCCAGGAUCGCAUGGGGGCUAGGAAUUUGCAGAGCAUUAGGCAAACGGUGAAGAGAUUGGAAGAAGUUUCGGUGACGUGUAAAGGAAUGGAGAGAGUUCAGUUGUUGAGAAGAUGGUUGGUUGCGCUUAAGGAAAUCGAAAGAUUAUCAGCGGUUGAUUCAGAUAACAGUACUAAAAAAAAUAAUUAUAUUGAAGAUAAUAAUAAUUCUAAUGCUAAUAACAACGUUCAUAACAAUUCUAAUGACAAAAAUGCCGAUGACCAGUUUUCUUAUGAGGAGUCCAAGGAUUCUCCUAAAAAGCCCACUGUGGUUUAUUAUGUUGACCCUGAUUUUGGGGGUGAGCCUAUGAAUUUCCGGGAGGUUUUUCUUCACAGUCAAGCUCUUGAAGGCAUAACAUUAUCUGUGAUUCUUGAAGCUCCAAAUGAGGAAGAAGUUUCGCUACUUCUAGAAAUAUAUCGGCUCUGUCUUGCGGGAGGAAAGGAAAUUUAUAAUUCUGUAAUGAGUAGCAUACUGAGUCUAGCAUUCGCAUUCUCAGACUACGAGGACGAAGUAUUAGUAAAGCGAGAAGAAUUGCUCCAAUAUGCUCAAGCUGCAAUUGCAGGACUGAAAAUAAAUGCUGAUCUUGCAAGAAUAGAUGCUGAGGUCUGCAAGAUAAAGGAAAAACUUGAAAAAUCGAAGAAAAUUCAGCAGAUUUCAAAUGAAAAUCAUGAAAAAUCUUCUGAAGAACCUGCUGCUGCAUCAACAGAGGCUGUAAAUGAGGCACUUGGACAAGUUGAAUUAUGUUUCAAGUUGGAGCAGCUCUUGCUAAAGAAGAAAUAUUUAAGCAAUGGGGACCCUCCAGAACAUCAUGCUGAGAAGGUCCACAAAUUAAAAGUUUUAUCAGAAUCCCUCAUUAAUUCUACCUCAAAGGCUGAAAAGCGCAUUUUAGACCACAGAUAUCAGAAGGAAGAAGCACUCAACUUUCGUGUUGCUAAAGCCAAUGAAGUUAGCCAGCUUGAGAAGGAACUAGCAGCAGAAAUUAGAGAGCUUGAGCAUCAAAGGGAUGAUCUUGAAGUUCAACUGAAGCAGGUCAAUUCAUCACUUGCGGCUGCUCGUGCCCGCCUACACAAUGCCAGGGAAGAGAGGAAUCACUUUGAUGAUGCCAGUAAUCAGAUCCUUGUACAUCUGAAAGCGAAGGAAGAUGAGCUUGCAAAAUCAGUUAAAUCAUGUAGAGCAGAAGCAGAUGUUGUCACCGCAUGGGUUAAUUUUCUGGAAGAUACCUGGGUUUUCCAGGCCUCACACACAGAGCAAAAGGACAAGCACAUCAAGGAUGAACUGGAGAAAUAUGGAGGGUAUUUUGUGAAUCUAGUCACUCAUCUUCUAUCCUCUUACAAGGAACAAUUGGGACCCUCUAUCUCACGUAUUAGAGAACUUGUGAUAAUGUUGUCCUCAAAUGAAGGGUCAGAGAGAAAAUCCAAGGAUGAGAAGUUGGAAGAUUUGAACUUGAGAAAAAAUCUUGAAGAAGAAUAUAAGGACCUUGAAACCAAGUUUGUGACCACCUUAAGUGUAGUGGAUACCAUGAAAAUGCAGUUUUACUCAACAAAUGUAGCCAUUCAAAGGAAAAAUGAUGAGAAGGCCAGGGAGCUAUUUGAUGUUCUUGAAGAUAUAAAAAUGGAGUUUGAGUCCAUUGAAAGACCAACUUUGGAAAUUGAAACUCCAAGCCAUGCAUCACAGUCGCCAUCCAUUACCAAGUCUCUGAAAACCUCAUGGUCAUCUAAGUCUCUGGGGAAACAGUCCUCAAAGAAGGGAGAAAAGAAAUCCUCAGGAAAGGAAGAAGCAGGGAAAACAAAAUUUGAUCUGGGGUUGGAUGCUGGUGACCAUUCGGAUGAGGAAACAGAAGAGAUUGGCGAUUGGGAGUUUGAUGCAUUUGACAAGGAUCCACAAAUUGCAGCUAGCUAGCAACAUACUUCCCUAUUAAUCGGCUAUAGGCCUCCAUGGUACAUUAAUCUUAAAACAAGGUGGUGCCAUGACAUUCUUAGAGAAGAUAUGUUUGUAUCUUCUCGCUCAGGAGCUUAGAAGCAACAUGCAAAGCAUCAGUAUCAGUCCCCCCACAACAAUUUCAAAUGCCGAAUUCAAUUUUUUGGUGUAAAUUCUCCCAUUUUUUCCUGAUGAAAUGUAGGGAUAUACCUCAUUACACAAAUACAACGCUCUGUAUAAUUCCUGUUUAACUUUCGUUCUGCUUCAUUGCCUUCAAUCUGUCUGUCCAUGGAAGCUCAGUUGCUGGGAAAUCUUAUUGAACUCCUUCCUUUGAAUGAAAUGUUCCACUUGGGGUCCAUCACAAGUGGGACCAUGAGGUCCAUUCUUCUAAAAGUAGCCCUCAAGGACUGUUGGGUCCCUGGGUAUCAACCAAUAUGUGUCUGUCUUGACAGGGUUAUAUAUCCUAACAUGGAGCCAUGGAAGACAGGAUGCAAGUGCUGGAUCCCCUGGUCUGUACUGGGAUAUUGCUUCUGCUCACCCCAAGAUUGGUCUGUUGAGUAUUCAGUUAACUAAAGCCGCUAUUUUCCCAGGAUGUGCUGCCUUUGAAAAAGGCCCCGGAAGGUAAAGUUUAUGAGGAAGUCAGGGGUUUUCGACAACUAAACACACUCAACAGCACAAUCUUGGAUUCAUGUGGUCAACACUUUCUGGAGGCAACCAAAACUUUCCCUGGAAGGCUGCAACCAAACAAGCGAGAAGUUUGUGGAUGUGCAGCAAAACAACAGAUCUGCUGCGUAUUGUAUUUGUCUACCUACAUAUAUAUAUUAUAGUCCAACAAUGGUGUAUUCUCUUGUGGCCAGUAAAACCAUAAUCUAAUG